Perkinsus marinus ATCC 50983 is the source of this 191-nucleotide messenger RNA. RefSeq lists its product as hypothetical. NCBI's taxonomy places the organism in Eukaryota, Perkinsozoa, Perkinsida, Perkinsidae. The annotation marks the transcript as partial. The record is from RefSeq and is a predicted model, not a curated record. The transcript is spliced from 3 exons.
AUGCAGUAUAGUAAUUCAAAAUUGAACCCGCGGGCGUUGGCGUUACCGCAAUUGCGCAGCCUGAAGAAUGCUGAUAGAGAAACGUUUGAAAAAUUCAUGAAAAUUCAAGAAUGGUGGCUUGGCUUUGACACGAAUGAAAAGGUUCUAACGCAUAGCACACUUAUGGGGAAUAAGGAUGCCUUCUCGUGCAG